Molecule: messenger RNA, 1554 nt
Organism: Sesamum indicum (sesame)
Lineage: Eukaryota; Viridiplantae; Streptophyta; Magnoliopsida; Lamiales; Pedaliaceae
Gene: QQT1
Product: P-loop containing nucleoside triphosphate hydrolases superfamily protein
Cellular component (GO): cytoplasm
Molecular function (GO): GTPase activity
Source: RefSeq, a predicted model, not a curated record
CGACAGCACGAAGAGAAACUUUCUCCAAUUCGAAGCUUCUAGUUUCAUCAUUAACUAUACUGAACUCCCACGGAGAUACACUUGCUAAUUAUUCGACAUACACAAUCAAAUUUCCAAGAAAGUAAUCAGAAGGAAAAAUGGUUUUCGGUCAGGUGGUUAUUGGACCACCGGGCUCCGGCAAGACCACUUACUGCAAUGGCAUGUCUCAAUUUCUCCAGCUCAUCGGCCGGAAGGUGGCAGUGAUCAAUUUGGAUCCCGCGAAUGAUGCUUUGCCAUAUGAAUGUACUAUAAACAUCGAGGAUUUAAUAAAGCUCUCUGAUGUCAUGGCUGAGCAUUCACUUGGUCCUAAUGGAGGUCUUGUUUAUUGCAUGGACUAUUUGGAGAAGAACAUUGAUUGGUUAGAAUCCAGACUGAAACCCCUGCUCAAAGAUCAUUAUCUUCUCUUUGAUUUCCCGGGCCAAGUGGAACUCUUUUUCCUUCACCAAAACGCGAAGAGAGUUAUCAUGAAACUCAUAAAGAAGUUAAAUCUCAGGUUGACUGCUGUGCAUUUAGUUGAUGCCCAUCUUUGCAGUGAUCCAGGGAAGUAUGUGAGUGCCUUGCUCCUUUCGUUAUCAACCAUGCUACACUUGGAGCUUCCCCAUGUCAAUGUUUUGUCUAAAAUUGAUCUGAUUGAAAGCUAUGGCAAGCUAGCUUUCAACCUUGACUUCUACACUGAUGUGCAAGAUUUGUCUUAUUUACAACAUCACCUUGAUCAGGAUCCUCGCUCUGCUAAGCAUAGAAAGCUAACAAAGGAGCUCUGUGAGGUGAUAGAAGAUUAUGGUCUUGUCAAUUUCACCACUUUGGACAUCCAGGAUAAAGAGAGUGUUGGAAAUCUAGUUAAAUUGAUCGACAAGAGCAAUGGAUAUAUAUUUGCGGGCAUAGACGCAAGUGCAGUUGAAUUCAGCAAAAUCGCUGUUGGCCCCGUCGAUUGGGACUAUUAUAGAGUCGCGGCUGUGCAGGAGAAGUACAUGAAGGAUGAUGAGAUGUUUGAUAACGUUGAAUCUGAUGAUAAGUGAAACCAGCCGAGCGGGAUUUUUGUAUAUUUUAUGGGAUCCUAGUUUCUUGCCAAGCUGCGGCUUCACCAAUUCACCGUUGACAGAGCAGCUACCCAUAAUCAUCAUGUUUUUGCUUAACAUUAUCUUGGAGAAGACACUGACCAAAAUGCGGUGUCUGCAUGGUUUGGUUUCCGUCCAAUAUUCUCCAAUGCGAUGCAGUGUCAACAGUAAAAAAGAAUGAUGUCGUUUCCAGACUGAACAGUAUAUUGUAAACUGUAUACCAUCGGGACCUUGUUUACACCUGGAAAUCAUGAGAUGUUGAUCCAAUCCUUGGACGAAUCCGCUUUUUGUUUGUUUCACUAUGCCAAUGUGGAGUUCAGCAACAUCAGAUUUCUAAAGGUGAGGUGUUGUAUAAACUUGGAGACGUUGGAGGCAGUGAGUGUAGGCUUUGUUUGGUAUCAUUUUUGGAGGAUUUCCGAUAUGAGUCCAAACAUAUUCAAUGUUCGUCAAUUUUUUUUUU